This is a messenger RNA of Schistosoma rodhaini, 3034 nucleotides long. The record is from the annotation of a GenBank genome assembly. NCBI's taxonomy places the organism in Eukaryota, Metazoa, Platyhelminthes, Trematoda, Strigeidida, Schistosomatidae.
CGCGGUAUAUGUAUGAUGUCCACGAUUCCGAGAGAAAAUAUAUGCUCGAACUGUCUGAAACAAGCUGAUGUGCAUCUGAUAUGUGUUGAAUGUGAUUGCGUACAGCUAUGUAUUAGUUGCUACUGUUACGGUGUUGAGUCUGGGAUACACAAGAAAAACCAUGGUUAUCGGGUUUCGAGACUAAAUUUACUGCCACACUCUAUCAUCGAGGGUUGGAAUUCUGAGGAGGAAUUGAAUCUUCUUGAAGCAUUGGAGCAGUAUGGAAUUGGGAAUUGGGAGGAUAUAGCUCUAAAAGUGGGAUCUAAAAGCUCUGAAGAAUGCAUGUAUCAUUACUGUAAUCGCUAUUUGGGUGGAGUAUUUGGCCUGGAGCUGUUGAAUGAUAAUGAAUAUCCUUCUCGAAUUACAGAUCAUACAAACCGUGUAGUGGCAUCUCCUAUGCAACCACCAAAAGCACCAUUUAUUGAUAUUGAAGAUCAACAGCUGUUGGGUUACAUGCCAAAUCGUGGUGACUUUGAACGAGAUUAUGACAACGAUGCUGAGAGUAUACUAUGUAGAUUACAUCCCAGUUUUUCUCAUGAUGACCUAGAGGACGCUUUAAAAGUAGCACAAGUCAAUAUUUACAUGCAAAGAUUGCGUGAGCGUCAAAGGCGCAAAGAAAUCGCUUGUGAGCAUGCUUUGAUUCCUUAUAUUCUAGCAUUUAUUUUAAACAAACGUAUAAAAAAACGUAUCCCUAUAGUAGGAAAACACACUGCAAAAGGAUAUACACCUGCCAGAAGUAAACAUCGUGGACGUCCACCAUCAUUGACAAAUAUAUCACACAACAAAUUAAAUAAUAAAAUAACACCUAUGAGAAAACUAUCCAACAUUAAUGAAUCUCUGAAUAAAAGUUCAACUAAAAAGCCUUCUCCAAGUAGUUGGCUUGCUGCUCCAUUUAUUGUUCAGUCAUCUGAGUUGAUAAAAGGUGCACCAAUUGUAGUCAAUAUCUCAUCGAAUGUUUUGAAUAAUCAAGGAUUAACCGAUUCCAAAAGUAUAAAUUCAACUAAUAUCUACAAAGUUGAAUCAACAAACUCAUUGGAGGAUUUCAACGGAUUGUAAGUUUUUAAUUAGUAAUAUUGUAGCAUGACAAAAUAUUGAUGUUCUUUCUAAGGCGAACACCGUUAGUUCACUCACAAACGUUACUGAAUUCAGUCAUUAUUACUUCCAUUUAUGGCAACUUGAAUAAGCAUUCUAUUUCACGUUAUACAUUGGUGAUAGUUUUAAUACUAUAAUACAUACAUUUUAGAAAAUCCAAUAUUGAUAUUAUUUAAGGUCACUUGCCCCGUGAUUAAGUGCAUUAAGUGCUUUUCAUAAUUCACAAAUAAUUCAACCUAUCGUAUGAGGCGGCUGAAAUAUACCCAUGAUUAGUGAAACAAUCAACGAAGUCAGGUUGUUAGUAUAAUUCCAAACCAGCUGAUCCAAAUGUUAGACAGUGUUUAACAAUAAAACUUUAAUAAGCUCUAUCUUAUAUUGCUCUAGAUUUACACCAAACAUAACACAAAACUCAAUCCACAAACAUUCAGUAAAAAUGAAAAUUUCGUCCUGAGAAAAUAGAGUCUCUCAGUAGACAAGUGCUUAUUGUUUUAAUGCUUUUAAUCAAACUCUUUAUUCAAAGUUAGGAAUCAUCUUUAAACUAAUCUAACUGAUGUUAGUUGCUGAUCACUUAAAAGACAUGAGACAAAGGUAUAUUCUGCGAAACAUUAAGAAAGCAUAAAAUUGGCCUAUGAUUUCAUUGGUGCUUGACCUAAUUUCUGCUCAACAUCACAGAAUUAAAAAGUCAAUUAACAUUAGGUUUAAUUCCAAUUUUGGGAUAUGUAUGUACGUGUAACAUCCGAUUUCUUCGAUCACUUAUCAAAAUGAAGUUGGUUCAAAAGGGUUCUUUUGUAUACUCAGAUAGCAAUAAGUGACUCGAAAGAAAUUAGGGAGUAUGUAUCGAAAUGCUUUUCUCAAUGUUUUGACCAGAACUCCAACCAAAUACUUAUGCCUUCAAGCACCAGUACAUUAUCCAUUCAACUACCUAACCUAUACAACCACUAGCUUGUGCAACGGCUGUGAAUUUCAAUUUAAUUUGUAAUGGUUUAGAUUAUUAACUUAAAGUUCAUGUCCAUUAUUGUACAAGUGAAUGAUUGUUUAAUUUCAUUAGCCAAGCGGAUAAAGGGUUGGGCGUUUGAAACAAAAUGUACUGAGUUUGAAUCCCAUAAUAAACGUCAACUCUGAGGUGCAGAUCAAUUCAGCGGACGGGCACCAAAUAGUAUGAUAUAUAUAUAUAUAUCCAUUCUUCUAACUUGUAAUCAGUGUAAUAUUUCUGCUUGUCACUUUCUUUUGUACUACAUUUCUUUAUUUGAAUGAAUUGCUUGAAGGAUUCUAUUGUUUGAUUGAUUGUAUAUGUAUACUGUUUGAACUACCGUAUACAGAAGUCAGUGUUCAUUACAAGCUGUGAAAUGAGAACCCUUGACAACUGAGGUGGGAACUGAACAACCGUCCCUAUCUAGUUUAUAGCUCAUCAACACCGUAGACUCACUGUAUCGUAUUUGUUUAAAAAGAUUUUAAGCUCUUAUGUUGUGUCGUAGGUACACACUAUCGUAAUCCGGAUAAAGAUGAAAUAUUUACUUAUGAAAUAUAUAUAAGGUCCAAUACAAAUGAACAUUAAGUAUAUAUAUUCACAAAGAUAUUGUUUAAUUUGGGUACAGUUCACUUAUAAGUACAAACACGGAAGACUUAUCUUUCAGUCAGUAAAGGGAGUCGCUCUUCCUAUUACAAAGCAUGUGAAAGGAAACUAUAGCAGGAUCUUCAUCGGAUUCGAUUCCAUGCUUUGUCUGAUUACGUCUCAAACUACUGAGUUAUAUCGUUAGGACCUUAAUCAGGGAGUUGUGACAGACCGAUAGAUUUCAGAUCUAUACAGAUUUUUUUCUUCAUACCUGGUCAUCAUUCUAUAAAUUGGUCAAAAACAAUAGACAGUUUUAGAUUUAUUUGCUUAUUUAAACAUAUAAAUAUUGGU